Molecule: messenger RNA, 2262 nt
Organism: Prorocentrum cordatum
Lineage: Eukaryota; Dinophyceae; Prorocentrales; Prorocentraceae
Source: the annotation of a GenBank genome assembly
AUGGGCGUGCGCCGCGCCCGGCGCGCCCGCGGGGCCACGGCCGAGCUCGCCGCGCGGCUCCGGGCGCGGGCCGAGGAUGGCCGGCCCGGCAAGCGGGCCCGGAGCCCAAUCAAAGCUUUUCGACGUGUUGGCGCCAGAGUCAAUGGCGACGCGAUGGUGCAUGUCCUGAACUCCCUCGGUAACAUCGAGGAGACCAUGUCCACCAACAACGUCAUGCUGGAGAUGCGCGCCAGCAUCGCCAGCAACCAGACGCAGAUCAGCAACCUUGGCCAUAGCAUUGGGAAGACGGAAAAUGACACCGCAAAUCGCUAUGAUAACGCCCGCCCGCUGGCAGCAGUCGCACCAGAUCCCGCAGCUGCUGCCUUCCAGCGCGGCAGCAUCGGCCGCAAAGGUGUCCCAGGGCAGAUCGGCACCGUCUGCGGCAUCGGAUGCUUCGUCGUCUGGAGGAAGGACCAGAAGGAAACCGACCUGACAGUGAGGAUGGGUGCGCCGACCGAGGUGCGACAAGUCAACAGGAUCUUUGGAGCGCUGUGGGCCGGGGCGCUGCUGGCCUCCGUGCUGCCCGAGCCGGAGCGGCUGGCCGCCGUGGAGACUUGCCUGGGGCAGAUCCAGCUCCUGGUCCUGCGGCUCUUCGGCGAGGAGGCCUCGCUGGUGGUGCAGGGCUCCUACGCCCAGGGCCUGGCGCUGCGGAGCAGCGACCUCGACGUGGCCAUCGUGGAAGGCGCCGGCCCCGCGCAGGCGGGGCGGCGCGUCGGGCGGGGCAGGGACGACCCCGGCGAGGCGGAGAGGAUGGCCAAGAAGCGCGCGCUGUCCGUCCUGCAGCGCCUCGCGGGCACCCUCUCCGAGCUGGGCUCCCCAGAGGUGCGCGUGGCCAACCGCAUCUUCUCGGCGAGGGUGCCGGUGCUGCGGCUGCACUGUCGCGCCGGUGCGCAGGACCGCAAGCCCGGCCACGGCGCGGCGCGGCUGGUGGUGGACGUCUCCGUAGGGGGCAGCCUGGCGCGCGGGGCCUGCGACCGCUGCAUCCACGCGCUGCUGCGGCAGGACAAGGUUGGCGUGGCGCCCGCGCUGUGCAGGGCCAUCAAGUUGUGGGCCAAGAGGAGGCGGCUGACGGACACCCUCCGCGGGGGCCUCAGCAGCUUCGGGUUCGUGCUGCUGGGCGUGUUCUUCCUGCAGCGCCCGCCGCUGGGCCAGAGCGGCAGGCGGCCCGCGGCGGCGCCGCGCCUGCCGCCGCACGACGCGAUCGCCGACCGCGCGGACGCGGCCGCGUGCGAGGGGUGCCCCGACCAGUUCGGAGGUCACGCGGCUGGCACGUGGCCUGAGCUUGCGAUGCACCUGUCGGGCUUCUUUGACUGGGCGCAGGAGAUGCUGCCCAAGUACUGCGACCGGGAGCUCUCGGUAACGACGGCCAAGUUGGAGCCCCGGGCGCGGGGCAAGGGCGGCCGCAUGUGCCGCAAGCCGCUGAUGAUCCAGGUCCCCUUCUCGCCCGCGGACAACGCGGCGAGGUGCCUGCGCGCCGCCGUCUGGGAGGGCACGCUGCUCCCGGAGCUCGCCCGAGCCGCGCGGCUGGCGCACAGAGCCGUGGCCGCCGGCGGCGGCCGCAGCAGCGCCGCGGCCGUGCGCGCGCUGUUCGCGCCCGCCGGCGCGCCAGGGGACGAGCCUGCGGCAGGGCCGCGGGACCCGUCCCCGCCGGACACGGGGCCCGGCGAGCCCCAGGAAAGCUCCGGCGUGCCCCUCGCGAAGGGCGGCUGCGCGCGCCUCGCCGGCAGAGGGGCCGCCGACGGCGCCGGCCCGCAGAAGAAGCGGCGGCGGAUUUCCGCUAUGCGCGAGGCCUACCCGGUGGUCUUCGAGGAGGAGAGGGACCCGGUCGCCGCCGCGCUGGAGGCGUCUUCGUGCCCCUCCCAGCCGCACGGGGCCGCACCGGUGCAGCCCAGGUGGCAGAGCCUGCGGAGCCUGCUGCGCCCCUGACUGGGCCGCGGAGCGCUCCCCUCUCUGCCCGGGCGGCACCUGUUUUUGCUGUUGAGCUCUCCUUUCUAGACGCCGAGUUGUGUUGAUCCUCCCAUCCAGUGUAUUGCCCGCACCUCUUUCCCUGGCUGCUGGCUGCCGCCUGCCUGCCGCCGCUUUCGCUCCGCGCUCUGGUUGCCGCCGCCUUCUCCCGCCCGCCGCGCGCUCGAUCGCGCGUUUUCUCGAGUGUGGGCCGAGCGCUGCCGAGCGCGGCGGCGGGCGGUGCCGCGCUCGUGGAGCGCCCGAAGGGCAGGAAAAGGC